AUGUCCUCGAGAAGACGAGAAGACCGUCUUCAAGACGAUCGCUUCAAACUUUGGGUUCCACAAGAGAAGCAAAAUGACCGCGACUAUGAACACCGCCGUCAUCGCUCAUCUACAGUUCCUACUACUCAAAACAAUGAAUCUAGGUCACAUGCUCCUCGUUCUUAUAGGCAGGAAACACAAUACACUUCCACUGCACCCUCAUAUCACUCUGCUCCUGGGCCAUCAACCAGCAGAACCGCUCCUCGGUCUUCUUCUGCCCAGUAUCCAUCCACGGGCUCUCAUUCAGCCACACCUUACCAGCCCUCUGCACCCAUUCAAACUUCACAGCCAAAGGGUUAUCCUGCACCAGCACCAUCUUCGCGACGGGCCCAACCAGCAGACGCCCAGGACUCCAGAUCUUACUCGCAUCGACGACCUGCGCCCACCCCAAAAUCAUCAUAUGAGCACGUCUCCGGUGCAGAAGACCUUGGAAAGUCCUCCAGGCAGCCAUAUCCUUCGCGUGCCGCCCAAGGUUCAACACAGACUACAGCGAAUGCCCCCGCACCUUUUGUAACAUCUGCACAAGAUAUCUACUCUAAACGAUCGAAAGAUCGUGACAAGGAACGUGAUAGAUAUCGAGAAGCGGAGAAGGAACGUGACAGGGAAAGGGCUAGUGCUGAACUCGAUAGGGAUAGGUAUCGUGAAAGACUCAGAUCUGAAACCCAUCGGGAGAAGGAUAGACCUAUUGAGACCGACAGGCAGAGGGAACCAUCCCGACACAGACGCGAGAAAAGGAUCGAAUCAGACUCUGAAGGCCUCGUGUAUUCAGACAAUGCCUCCAAGGCUUCCAUAUCUGCCAGGGAAGCAUAUCAGCCCUCUAUUCGGGAGUCUAUCGCCGGUCACAGGCGACAUCGUACAGAAGACGGAAUCUCAUCCUCAACGGCCCGCCGACCUCAUGCUGACACUUCCCAUAACCCAAGUUCUGCUGUGCAUGUGCAGUCUACAGGUCCUCAGGCGGAGGUUAUAACACAGAGUAAUACCCAAGGGGUAGGGAGUAAUCCACCUCCAGCACCCCGCGUAAUGCCUGUCUACCUUCCUCAGAAACCCUCAAAAUCGCACCAUGAGCGACAUACGUCCUCAGCUGCGCACGGAGCUCAAUCAGGCAGUGAUACUGAGCGUGCUUCUCUGAAGGUAGGACGCCCAAUCAACCCUUUUUCAUUCCGUUGA
Suillus paluster is the source of this 1206-nucleotide messenger RNA. RefSeq lists its product as uncharacterized. Lineage: Eukaryota; Fungi; Basidiomycota; Agaricomycetes; Boletales; Suillaceae. Bases 1 to 1206 code for a protein of 401 amino acids. The transcript has 2 exons. The record is from RefSeq and is a predicted model, not a curated record.